This is a messenger RNA of Ostrea edulis (European flat oyster), 1441 nucleotides long. RefSeq lists its product as uncharacterized. The record is from RefSeq and is a predicted model, not a curated record. The transcript has 2 exons. NCBI's taxonomy places the organism in Eukaryota, Metazoa, Mollusca, Bivalvia, Ostreida, Ostreidae. The coding region runs from base 263 to 1171 and encodes 302 amino acids.
CAUGGUGACGAAUUGUACUCCCAAGUACAUUGUAGUCCUCAAAUCGUGCAAACAAAUUCAGGAGUUGCUGUUUGAUUUCUUUAACGCAUUCAGCAUGACGGCUAAAUGCACGUGGUUUCUGUAAGUUACAUGUAUGUAACUUUCCAUUGUAGGGUACAUGCGAUGAGGAAACAGAUCGUGACGACCACCAUCUGUCCUGUUGAGGUAUAACAGUACUAACCAGUGGCUGCCAACAGACCAACUACUGUACCUAUACCUAGAAAUGGAAAUCACAAUGAAUGAAAACGAGUUAGAAUUUACAAAUAAAGAAAACCAAUCGUUUGAGAUGGGAAGCGAACAAACUUGGCUUGAAUCAGAGGGUGCCGAAUGUACAAUGAGGUUGUCAGAUAGAUCCCACCAAAGGACUAUAGAAAAACAAUUGCGUCCUUUGUCACGUCCACGAGCUACCUCUUGUGAUCAUUUGAGUAGAAAUGAAGCAAGGGCUGGUCUAAUAAGGAAGGGGUUUACCAGUUUGCAGAGUGAUCUACACGCUGCUUCUUCGAAUGGAAAUGCUACCGUAUUUAGCAGCAGUACCACCAGACCCCAAGCCGAAAAUAUCACAAACAAUAUAUGUGAACAUUCUGUCGAUAUCCCAUGCGAAAAUUUCACUGAAAUGUCGGAAGACUGCUCCGCGGAACAGACGCCAACCUCAGGGUCCAACAUAGAAUCAGGUUAUAACACAGACCGAGACUACACUCUACAAGAACUGCCAGGUCAACAGAUCACGAUGUCAGACUCAACCUUACAAAUAUUGAUGGCCAAUUGGUUUCGUCAUCACAAUACCGAGGUACAUUCAAAUAACAUCGACAACUUUCUGAAGAAGCAGAGAAAGAGACAACGGAUCAUGAUAAGUCUUAUUUCCAUAUUGUGCCUCGUUCUGAUUCUUAUCAGCGUCAUUUCCGCUGUUAGUAUUCCAUCGUACUCACGGACAAAAACUCAUCGUCCUGUCGGAAACGCGACUCGAGGAAAAUAUCUCAGCGAUGUGAACCCCAUCUAUUUAUUUGAUUCAUCUGACUCUAAGGGAGGGGACCUGGAAGAGAGUGAUUAUGACAAUGACGAUUCUGUAUAUAGUGGAUUCCGUGAUAAAUAUAAUGAAUUCAUAAGGAAUAGAACACUUAUCGGAUCAGUGUAAACGGUUUCGUGAAGAAUCGGGUAUUUCCGUGAUGAAAAAGGAAUUCAUGAAAAUCGAACACCCUCGAAUACCUCCACAUAAUAAGACUUUUUCACAUCGUUGCUUCAAGAUGUAUUUUCUUAUAUUAUUUCUUAGAGAUUUACUUCAACAAUUAGUGGUGAAUAUCAAUGGUACAGUUUUCGAUACCUUGGUAAAUAUCAACACACUCUUGACACUCGUUUUUGUCAGUAUUUAGAAUAUCUUUUACAUGAAUAAAUUCCCUGAACUUUA